GUCGUGUGGCAAAUUUUAGGCAAUUUUAGGCACGGUGAGCACUAGACUUCAAGGGUCUCAACCUUUGCCAAAUCAACUUGCGCUCUUCAUUGCUUUUACACAAUCUAUGAAGCCCAUUGCCGCCAAUUAUAUUCUCUUGAGUUAUCAAUGCCUAUUGCACCCCAUGAGGCAAAUAGUCUGCCUGGCAAGAUACGACGGCAAAGGCUCACGACUGCCUGUGGUCCAUGCCGAGAUCGUCGAGUCAAAUGCAAUCGUCUUAAGCCUGCCUGUUCACAGUGUACAAAAGCUAGCAGGCCUUGCAAGUAUGUCAGUGGCAAUAACAAGAAGCUUGAGUUUCGACAUGUCACGAGUCCGGAUUCAGAAGCUCCAUCGGACGGCUCAUGGACUUCGCUUCUAGACCAACAGACAUCCUUGUCUAGGACUCCAAGCUGUACUGGUAUACCAUCAUGGGUCUUAGCAGAAGAAAAAGAGUUGUCCUUUCCGCGUCCUAAGCGAUGCAUGCCUCCAGCCCAUGGCGUACCUAUUAGCUCACUGGAUGAAGAGUUUCUCCAUUUUAUGACGAGCCGAAUGCCUUCUUCUAUCCUCUGCCAGAGAUACUUCGAGAACUUCUUGCGAACCAUUUAUCCUCUCGUACCGAUCUGUCAUGUACCGACUUUGGAACAGACAUAUUCUAGCUUCUAUUCCACUCUCUGUUCAGACAUAUCUGCCGAAUUAUUGCUUCUUGUGCUGGCAAUUCUCUCCGCCGGUUCCGCCAACAUGCCGUCCCCUGACUCGAGUUCACCCUUGCUGCUAGACUUAUACAACGAAAUUGCCUCUCACUUGGAUUUGGCCUCAUAUCAUAUCAGAGACGAAGAUGCUGCCCUUCAACUACUCCAAGCUCAUCUCAUCAUGAACACUUUUCGAGCUAAUCAGCUUGCACCGUUCGCGGCAUAUGGUUUCCUGCCUCAAGCCAUUCGCUUUGGGCAGCUGAUGAGGCUUCACCUGGAGCAGUCGGAAGCUAGGAAUUGCAAAAGCUCAAGAAGUCCAGAGUGUGUAGAGCAGAGGAGGAGAGUUUGGUUUCAUCUUGUGUUUUUGGAUGUCGAGUCGGUCGUUGCCAAUGGUCUCCCACCUAUUAUUCGCUCAGACGGAUACAUAACAAAACUCCCAUCCCUGACUUAUGAUUGCGAGCCUUUGUCUGAACCAAAACAACAAGUGUUUGAAAAUAUGAGUUCGACUAUGAUUGCGACCCAGGGGCAUUAUCUGUGGGCAAAGCAUAUGCAGAAGUGGUUUGAAGUACUGCCAACACAGGCUGAAGUUGCCGACUUCAGGGCUGUUAUCAAUCAUUUGUUGGAAGUAGUUCCUGACAAUGGCUGUCCUGAGGAGCAAUGGACGAGGACUUAUCUUAAGAUGCAAAUUGAUAGAGCAUAUUGUAUGCUUGGGUUGCGAUUCUGGCAGCUAGAUCGCUUCAGCGGAACUGGUUGCCAGAGCGAAGUCGUCAGAACCGCACGAUCCUUUCUCCACCACUACCUCACACUUUCGGCCUCCUCAAAUUCACAUUUCUCCUGGUUCCUUCCCGGACUUGUUCAACCCCUCCACGCCAUGAUUAUCUUGCUCAUGCAUCUAUCAAGCUGCACUCACAUCUAUUCAGAAGAAAGUCUCUCUCGCUCACUCCUGGAUGACGUGUUUGAGCUGAGAAUUAGCAGAAUUAGAGCUGGUUCCAUCAUCUCGGAGAAGGCAAAAAUCAAGGGCGAGAUGCUACCACAGAGAAGUAACAAGAGAUACAGUAUGCUUGUUGAUCUAAGAAUGAGAGUUUGGAAGAGAUUGGGGUGGGACAGAAAUGGGAGAGGGAAAGAUCCUUUUUGUGGGAGACUUGAUGAUGAGGACGGCCAGAGGGCUGAGACGUCUGGGGAGGAAGGCAUCAACGAUGUUGCUAAAGGCGGCCAGGAAGACUCAACAGACAGCAUGAACUCGUACAUGGUAGGCAUUGAGGAUUUGAUGGCCGAGGAUCCAAUGGACAUGUUCCAUUGGGACAAGUGGGAAGGAUUGACGGAGGGGCUCUUCGUCUCAUGAGCUGGCCGAAACUGCUUUCUGAACACUCUCAUUCUACAUAUUGUUCAGCACAUCAAUUAGUCCCCCAAUACUCUCUUCUUAUUCAUCUCUCCAUAUCUCCACAACUUUAAAAACACAAUCGCCAAUCCACCAUUCACUUUUCGUUCACGAGCCCAACCUCGGCACACAUCUGCCAAGAAAGCCUUCCGUCUCAGCCUCGUCUCUGCUUGAAGUGCAAGCAUUUCCAAAAUCAGAUAAAUCUCC
Molecule: messenger RNA, 2292 nt
Organism: Mollisia scopiformis
Lineage: Eukaryota; Fungi; Ascomycota; Leotiomycetes; Helotiales; Mollisiaceae
Exons: 4
Coding region: 148-2049 (633 amino acids)
Biological process (GO): regulation of DNA-templated transcription; DNA-templated transcription
Molecular function (GO): DNA binding; zinc ion binding; DNA-binding transcription factor activity, RNA polymerase II-specific
Source: RefSeq, a predicted model, not a curated record